Messenger RNA from Ogataea polymorpha, 4035 nucleotides. Its product is annotated as per3 protein. Lineage: Eukaryota; Fungi; Ascomycota; Pichiomycetes; Pichiales; Pichiaceae. Gene Ontology annotation, biological process: protein import into peroxisome matrix, docking. Bases 2309 to 4018 code for a protein of 569 amino acids. Gene Ontology annotation, molecular function: protein binding. The transcript has a single exon. The record is from RefSeq and is a predicted model, not a curated record. Gene Ontology annotation, cellular component: peroxisomal membrane; cytosol.
GAAAUUUCUUUAAAUAUACAUGUCUCUUCUUAUGACAUGGACCCGGACAUGGCGUGCAUAGGCAGGAAACGGUUUCUGGAUGCCGGGGAGUCGGCAUUCCGCGAUACAAAGCGAAGACUGAUUGAAAAUUUCACGGAUCUCCACAUCGGUGCUGGAGGCCCGGGGUAUACAAGCAAAUCCAUGUUUGAGAGCGAGUAUCUGAACUCUGCGCCGCAACACAGCCCAGCAAGCGACCGGGUCGUGAUAUCCAACAUUGACCAGUUCCUGAGAGAGAACCCAGACCCUCUGGAAGGCGAGAAGGUGGACCUUUCGAAUGUGGACCUGAACAAACUAAUCAUACCAAACGUGGCGGAAGGCCGGCGCGUGAACGAGCUCAGUGAGCUAUACGAUCGAUAUGUGCGCAGUCAAGGUGCUCUCGUCAAAUACUAUAAUCCCGAAAUGCUCACAUACUCGCGAUAUAUAGACUCCAAGGACCUCAAGGGAAAGAUUGAGGAGCUUGACAGCGACGACGAAGAUACGCAGGUCGCACAGGACGAGGACGUGGAGAUGGAGAUCGACUAGCUGCUAUUCUCUGCAUCCAAGCUAGACACUCUUGCUAGUGUGCUGGUCAGUUUAAUUCGGAUGGCAGGGUCUUGAGUGACCUCAGCAAUCACCUCCCGUGCCUGGUUCUCAAGAUCGCGGAGAGCUUCGCGGCAGUACUCGAAACUAUUAGUGGAUUUCAUGAUGUUAAGGGCAUGCAACUUGAGUUCGUGUUCCUCGGUGCGCAAUUUCAGUAUUCUCUGUAGCUCCCUAUUGGUUGGGUUUGCAUUGAUUGAAUGAAUAAUGGGGAACGAGAACUUCCCCUCGGUAAUAUCUUCGCAAUAUCCCUUAUUUUUGUUGUAGACGUUGGAUAUGAGGUUCAUGUAGUCGUCUUUGAUCUGGUAGAUCACUCCGAGCAUGUUGCUUAGCGCAAUGAGUUUGUCGCAAGGCUGAUCAGCCAGCAGGUUCAUCAACUUUGCGCUCAGCCUGAACAAUCCUCCCGUCUUGUUCAUCACCAUAUUGACAUAUUCUUUCUCGGACGGACACUCGUUAUUUUCUCGCCAGUGAAGAUCGAGACCCUGGCCCCGGUGCAGAUUGGUCAUUUCGUCCAGAAAGAUAUUCUGUGCCGCAAGCCUUUUGUCUUCGUUUUCGAUGGCAUCUGUCAGCAGGCGCAUCGCCACAAAGUACAUGUAGUUGGCGCAAUUGAUGGUCUGGGGAACACCAAAAAUCAUGUGGGCGCACGGCCUGCUACGCCGAAGCUUUGAGUUGUCCUCAAUGUCGUCGAUCAGUAAAGACGAAAGGUGCAAUGUAUCGAUCACAGCCUCGAUCUUUUCCAGUUUCUCUGCCGGCACAUUAAGCACCAAGUUGAACGUUCUGAUCAACAGGCUCCUCAGAUGCUUUCCCUGGGUCUGGUCCGCAAGAUAGUGGUACGGUGUGGUGAGUGUUUUUUCAUUUUCAUUGCUCCAGGAGGGAGAGGAGGGAACAAGGAGCAUUGUAGGAAAAAAAGAUCAAAAUAAAAUCAAAAUUAAAAAGUUUCAAAAAAUAAAUCCACAAAAUGGAACACAUGCCUGUCCAAUGGCUGAUGGAAGUGCCGAUUGUCACUCGGAUGCUUACUAUCGGCAUAGUUGCCGUCUCGCUGAUCAACUUUGCCGGCUUUGCGUCCGAAAGAGACCUUGUCUACACUUAUGAGGACGUGUUCAUCCGCGGCCAGUUCUGGCGAAUACUGACGUCUCUGCUGUAUUUCGGCCCGUUUUCGUUCAACGUUCUGGUAAUAUUAUACAUGUUUGUGGGGUACUCCAAGUACCUUGAAAACUCGUUCCAUCGCACAAAAGACUUCAUCACGUGUCUUGCAAUCCUGAGCUCGGGGCUCUUUAUGUUCAGCACCUACGUCCACCCACUAUACAGAAUCGGUGAACAUCUCAUGGACACAAUGCUUUACAUCUACUCUAGGCGCAACCCGACGGACGGACUGCAAAUUCUCGGCAUCUACCGCUUCAACGCCAUCUACCUACCUGUGAUGUUCACAGUGCUGUCCGUGGUCAGAUACCAUCCUAUGCACGGAAACAUGCGUACGCUGCCGCUCACAUGGUUCUACGAGAACGUGUUCAGCUUUGUGUGGGGUCACGUCUACCUGUUUCUCUGCGACACGGCUCCCAAGCUCCACCGCCCUGCCCCUGCCGGUGCACGGGUGUGACUUAUCGGAGGGUGGGGCCCACAAGCGGAAAUUGGAACCGCAGCCGAGAAUUUUUAUAAAUCGCCUACCACCGCGACUUGAGCACAAACCAUCAAUAUGUCAUUUCUGGGAGGAUCGGAGUGUGCUGCCAACGCCAAUCCACUGGCGCAGUUUUUCAAGCAGUCGCAGCAUGAUACGUCGCUCGAGCAAUCGCUCCGCAACAGCGCUCACGAUACCCAUCAAAAUGCCCAAAUCAGAGCACCCGUGGCUAUGAACGAGGCCGAAAGGGCACACAUGGAGCAGUUUAUGAACCAGAGCACGCCGUUCAACUUUCAGCCGAUGGCCAAUGAGCUGCGCAUGAUCCAGCCGGACCUGCAAACGCAGACCACCCCUGCUCUGAGGGGUCCGCGCGCGCAGAACCCAGUGCCCUUGCAAAUUCCAGGACAAGCUCAGCCGCAAGUUUCUGGGUGGUCGUCAGAGUUCCAGAACACGGCCACGUCUCAGGUUACACACAGUCCGUCUCCAGUCAGCCAGGUUCGGAUGAGAUCGAUGGGGAUGGCUCCACGGUUGCACUUGAGGCCCUUUAGUUCUGCGAAUGGGCCAAUUCAGGCCAGUAGCAUGACAAACAGCGUGAUGCAGGAGGACACAAGCCAGCAGGUGGACUGGGAGCAGCAAUUCAAGGAGAUGGAGGAGAUGGAGGAGAUGGAAGAGGCAACAGCCGAGAUGCAGCAGCCGGCAGAGGAGACGGUCUCCGCACAGGAGAGCGCGUUUGACCAAGUCUGGGACAACAUCCAGGAGACUUAUGCGGACAACAUGCUAAGCAACGACGAGUUCCAGGCGCAAUGGGAGAAAGAUUUCGAAAAGUACGCACAGACAAGGCUGAACUACGGCGAGUACACUUUUGAGGAGAAUAAUCAGUUCCGUAACAAUCUGGACGCCUACGAGAUUGGCAUCAAGCUGAUGGAAAGCGGUGCGAAGCUCAGUGAGGCAGCGCUGGCAUUUGAGGCUGCCGUGGAGCAGAAUCCCGGCCAUGUCGAUGCCUGGCUGCGUCUGGGCCAGGUCCAGACCCAGAACGAGAAAGAACUUGCUGGAAUAGCAGCGUUGGAGAAGUGUUUGGAACUGUCGCCUCAGAAUCUUGUUGCACUUAUGACUCUGGCAAUUUCGUACAUUAACGAAGGGUACGACAACGCAGCGUUUGCUACGCUGGAGAGAUGGAUCGAAACCAAAUACCCGGAGGUUGCCGAGCGUGCCCGAAAUGCGAACCCAGACAUCCAGGCGGACGACCGGUUCUCGCUCAACAAGCGUGUGACACAGUUAUUUAUCAAAGCAGCACAGCUGUCUCCCGAAGGAGCAAACAUGGACUCUGAGGUGCAGACGGGGCUUGGAGUGCUGUUCUACUCGAUGGAGGAGUACAGCAAGACGUUGGAUUGUUUCCAGGCGGCGAUCGAACACAAUCCAAACGACGCCCUGGCGUGGAAUCGUCUGGGUGCGUCGCUUGCCAACUCGAACAAGCCCGAGCAGGCAAUUGAGGCGUACUCGCGCGCUUUGCAGCUGAACCCCAACUUUGUGAGAGCAAGAUACAACUUGGGUGUUUCUUUCAUCAACAUGGGAAUGUAUCGCGACGCCGUGGAUCACCUACUCACUGGACUGAGCAUGCACGAGGUGGAGUCGUUGGAUGGGUCUUCUUCUGUAGCCCGUAGCAAUCAGUCCACGAGCUUGAUCGAAACUUUAAAGCGCGCCUUUCUAGCAAUGGACCGGCGUGACCUGAUUGACAAGGUUAAGCCUGGCCUGAAUGUGGAGUCGUUCCGAAAAACCUACGACAUAUAACUUAAUGAAUUACGAAG